Messenger RNA from Hemibagrus wyckioides, 1111 nucleotides. RefSeq names its product hemogen (gene hemgn). The record is from RefSeq and is a predicted model, not a curated record. The transcript is spliced from 4 exons. NCBI's taxonomy places the organism in Eukaryota, Metazoa, Chordata, Actinopteri, Siluriformes, Bagridae. The coding region runs from base 123 to 797 and encodes 224 amino acids.
CUCUCCCAGCUCAGCGUUAAUGUUUAGCCUGAUAACCCUUCUCUCAGGGGGCAGGAGCCACAGCGCUUUUCUUCACCCGCCCGUCUUCCACUUGCACUUUAUGCUUUUGAUCGAGUGACAAAAUGGAGGAGACGCUGGAGGAGAAAGUUCCCUCUGAAGUGAAAGUCCCUGAAGAUGACCAAGGAGGAACCGGACGGCGGCUCCGGGAUCGAGAUCUGCUGAGGAAGAGGAAGGCUGAAGCUGAAGAGCGAGCGACUAACCAGUGGGUUUAUGGAGCUCAAAUCAGUAAGCGAGCGAAGAGAGAGACAAACAACGUUCCACGGAAGAAAGGCAGACCGAGAAAGAACGCUCCUGUGGUAGAACAACAGCCUGAAACCACAGAAGUUCCAGAUGCAGGUGAAACAGUGACACCAAGUCCAGCAGAGGAGAUGGUUCCAGCUCCACCUUCUGCCCCUGUUUCCACUCUGGAUUCUGCCUCCUUUCCUGCCCAAGUGCCUGCUCCUGCUCUGGAUCUUCCUCAGCUUCCUGCUGGGGUUUCUGCCCUAAUUCCUCUUCCUGUUCCUGAGGUGACUCCAGAGAUGAAACCCAGCAGUGAAGCUCUUCUUCAGGAGGUUCUGAUCGAAGAUCUCGGCCCUGAUGAGGAACAGGAUAAAGUGGUGCCUGAAGAUAAACUUGUAAUCAAUCAAGGAUUUGUCGAGGAACCGUCAGACAUCAACAUCUCUGAACAGAAUAAAGUGUUCUCAGACACAGUGUUAGCUUCGCCUCAGCCUGACGCUCUACCCGGAAACCUUAUCUGAGUAAUCCCCAACCGAUCCCGGAUCUCAGCGUUAACACGAUCACAUCGGAUUUCUCUGGUUAACAUUUUCUUUUAUAAAUUCAAGUUGUGUAUAUGCGAAAUUAGACCAAAAAAACCCCAAAAAAACCCCCAACCAAACAAAAAGGGAUGUUUUUUCCUCAAAGGGUUUGCAGCCUGUCUGUAAUUUCAAUCAGGAACAAAUGUAUAUUUAUUAAUGUGCCUGUUGCAGUGUGAUGUUAUUUUCUGUGAACCUGAAGCCAUUUUGUUUUUGCUAAAUGAAUCAUUUUAAAUAAAAGAGAAAGAGUGAAUUUGUAA